Parasteatoda tepidariorum (common house spider) is the source of this 617-nucleotide messenger RNA. The record is from RefSeq and is a predicted model, not a curated record. Lineage: Eukaryota; Metazoa; Arthropoda; Arachnida; Araneae; Theridiidae.
GUUUCACCAUUCCUAAUUCACAAGGCUCUCCUCUCCGUACUGGGAGAAGUAGCCUCUGUGAGAAAACUGCGCUCCGGCGACCUUUUAGUGCAGACGACAUCCGAAAAGCAAGCCACUGCCCUAUCUAAGUGUACAAAUAUAUGUACCUUUAAUGUAACUGUCACUCCUCACAAAUCUCUGAAUACUUGUCGUGGAGUAAUAUCUCAAGCUGAAUUCAUAGACGACGAAGAGAGUAUGAUCUUAGAAAACCUGCAAGACCAGCAUGUUGUCGAGGUCCGUAGGAUUAGGAUUCGAAGGAAUGGACAACUCAUUCCAACGAAACAUCUUAUCCUUACGUUUGCCUCUCCAACAUUACCAUCUGCUGUUAAACUUGCAUGGUAUAAUUAUCCAGUCAGACCUUACGUCCCAAACCCUUUGAGGUGCUUUCAGUGCCAAAGGUUUGGACAUUCAAAAGCAUCUUGCCGUGGUACACCUGUUUGUGCUCGCUGUUCUACUCCUGGCCAUUCAAGCACUUCUUGUGAGUUGCAUACCCUUUGCAUUAACGGCAAGGGAGCGCAUGAAGCUACCCAAGAAGUUGUCCCAGAUGGCCACAGGAGAAAGAAAUUCAAUCUGUUAAA